Molecule: messenger RNA, 2872 nt
Organism: Micropterus dolomieu (smallmouth bass)
Lineage: Eukaryota; Metazoa; Chordata; Actinopteri; Centrarchiformes; Centrarchidae
Product: neuronal acetylcholine receptor subunit alpha-3-like
Exons: 8
Coding region: 362-1933 (523 amino acids)
Biological process (GO): nervous system process; chemical synaptic transmission; regulation of membrane potential
Cellular component (GO): neuron projection; synapse; postsynaptic membrane
Molecular function (GO): acetylcholine-gated monoatomic cation-selective channel activity; transmembrane signaling receptor activity
Source: RefSeq, a predicted model, not a curated record
CUAGGCACCGGUGCUAAACAUUCAUCCGGAAUUUAGCUUGGCUCCAAUUUGUAUUUAUACAUCUGUUUUCUCUUCCUGUUAUCCACGGCAUCAAAUUACGCCUAUCAUCCUUCAGAGCAAGUGUUAGGGCGGUUUUUCCUCCCUGUGUGGAGUCCGUAUGGAUGCGCCAGAGGGGAGCUCUGCGCUCAUAGGGGAGGGACGAGCGAAGUCAAGUUCGGAUCAGAUCAGGAAGGAGCGCACCGGCAGACCAAGACAGACAUCACGGGAGAGACGCACGUUUUCAUGCCAUUUCACAUUAUUUCUGUCUCGCAUCGACUGAACCCAAAAAGUGAAGAGGCUCCCCAAACGACACGGUGGAAAGAUGCAGCCGGCGGCGAGAUGGACUUUGCUGCUUGUUCUCGUGGGUUUGAUGGCGCACGACUGCUUUCCAUCCAAGGCAGAGGACCGGCUGUUCAGGAAACUGUUCCGAAGAUAUAACCAGUUCAUCAGACCAGUGGAGAAUGUCUCUGACCCCGUCACUGUAGAGUUUGAGGUCUCCAUCUCGCAGCUUGUCAAAGUUGAUGAGGUGAAUCAGAUCAUGGAAACAAAUCUAUGGCUCAGACAUAUUUGGAAUGACUACAAGCUGCGAUGGAUGCCGUCAGAGUUUGACGGGAUUGAGUUCAUUAGAGUUCCAUCAAACAAGAUCUGGAGACCCGACAUUGUGCUCUACAACAAUGCUGUAGGUGAUUUCCUGGUGGAGGAUAAGACCAAGGCUCUGCUGAAAUUUGAUGGUACCAUCACCUGGGUUCCUCCAGCCAUUUUCAAAUCCUCCUGCCCAAUGGACAUCACUUACUUCCCUUUUGACUAUCAGAACUGCUCCAUGAAGUUUGGCUCCUGGACUUAUGACAAAGCCAAGAUUGACCUGGUACUUAUUGGGUCUAAGGUGAACUUGAAAGACUUCUGGGAGAGUGGCGAGUGGGAAAUCAUUGAUGCCCCAGGCUACAAACAUGAUAUCAAGUACAACUGCUGUGAAGAGAUCUACCCAGACAUCACCUACUCCUUUUACAUCCGGCGCCUGCCACUCUUCUACACCAUCAACCUCAUCAUCCCCUGCCUCCUCAUCUCUUUCCUCACAGUGCUGGUUUUCUAUCUCCCGUCUGACUGUGGAGAGAAGGUCACGCUCUGUAUCUCCGUCCUGCUCUCCCUCACUGUGUUUCUACUCGUUAUCACCGAGACCAUCCCCUCCACGUCACUGGUCAUCCCGCUCAUUGGAGAGUACCUGCUCUUCACAAUGAUCUUCGUCACACUCAGCAUUGUUAUCACUGUGUUCGUGCUGAAUGUACACUACCGCACGCCAAUGACCCACACCAUGCCGGGCUGGGUGCGCUCUGUGUUUCUUAAAGUGCUGCCGAGGAUUAUGCUGAUGCGGAGACCGAUUGACGAAGACAGCAAGGCUGGGGGGUUGGACACCAGUGGGGAGGCAGGAGGAGCUGGAGGGGGAGGAGGAGGCGGAGGAGGGAAAGGAGGGAAGAAAAGGAAGAAUAGCUUGAUACAGCAGGUCGGAGGAGGCUCCCUCAACUGUCUGGAGUUCGGGGACAGUAAGCUCUCAUCCAUGGAGGGCUGCACUGGGAAGAAAUGCCCUUGCCCCUGUCAGCAUGGGAAGGAGACCCCAGAAACACCAGACACGGGGAAGAUGACACGUCAGCUGAGUCCACAGAGCAUCAGCACAGUGGUGGCCUUUUCUGUGAUGUCACCUGAGAUCAAACAGGCCAUCGAGAGCGUCAAGUACAUCGCAGAGAACAUGAGGAGUCGCAACAAGGCCAAAGAGGUGGAAGAUGACUGGAAGUACGUUGCCAUGGUGAUCGAUAGAAUCUUCCUUUGGGUGUUUGUGACCGUGUGCGUCCUGGGAACCGUGGGCCUCUUCCUCCAGCCUCUUUGUGGCUUUGUCUCGUAACUGCUAGCUGAUCAGGGUUAAAUGCCACCCUGUGCCGACCAAUCCUGAACAAGUGGCUGACUCUCAGUUCUCAGUUGACCAUUCAGAGUUUUGAGUCCUAAAGCGCUAUUUGGUGUGCUGGUUUUGCUUCUUGCCUUUUUUCAGAAAGCAGUAAUAUAGAAACAGUGAAGCUGAGGAAAAAUUAUUUAAAGUUUUCAGACUGGCUGGUAGACUGCGUAACAGACACAAAGUUUGUUAUGCCUUAUUUUAAUCUAAAAAUUAUUACCAUAGAACUUAUGUAAUUCCUAAAAAGGCUGCACCCUGCCUUUGGAUAAACAUGGUAUCUACAAAGUAUGUUCUUUCAGCUUUCUCGACUAUUUGAACAAGUUCAAGAAAAUAAAUUUUAUUUUUAUUAUUUAUAAUUCACAUUAUAGUUUUGUCACAGUAAGUUAAGUUAGAGAUAGUAACUUCAGCCUGACCACCAAUACAGAGCAGUUACUGUGGUUUGGCUUUUGUAACUACUACAAAUUUCACAUGCUGGCUGGGAUCAAAAUUUGGCACAUCCAGUAGUCCUUCAGGACAGGAACCUGAGAAUUAACAUCCAACAGAUGUUAGCGAACUGGGAACUUCCCACAUUCAGUAGACAUGACACAAACUCUCUACCACACUGGACUCAACCCUGCAGCCCCCAUUAAGCUGACUGAUGACUGUCACACCCGCUCCCCAGGCUGAUUCAUCAAGCUGCUCACCGUUAGAGUCAAUCGCGCUCACUGCUUUUUGUGUCAUUUCCAAUUAGAAUUCAGAUUUCUGCCGCACUUGGCAGUGCUUUUAACAAAUAAGGGCAGGCUGUGCUUUUUGUAAUUAGAAACCAUGUGUUUAUAAAUGUUCUUUCUGAUUAAUGUUCUAGAAGGUAAUUGGUUGGCCUGGUAAAUAUUGGAUUAAAUGGUACUUGAUUAGUUG